Amorphotheca resinae ATCC 22711 is the source of this 1419-nucleotide messenger RNA. RefSeq lists its product as hypothetical. Bases 1 to 1419 code for a protein of 472 amino acids. Gene Ontology annotation, molecular function: fumarate hydratase activity. NCBI's taxonomy places the organism in Eukaryota, Fungi, Ascomycota, Leotiomycetes, Helotiales, Amorphothecaceae. Gene Ontology annotation, biological process: fumarate metabolic process; malate metabolic process; tricarboxylic acid cycle. Gene Ontology annotation, cellular component: mitochondrion; tricarboxylic acid cycle heteromeric enzyme complex. The record is from RefSeq and is a predicted model, not a curated record. The transcript is spliced from 3 exons.
AUGGCCGAGACGAGAACCGAGACGGAUGCGUUUGGGGAGAUUCAGGUCCCAGCGGACAAGUACUGGGGAGCACAGACGGAGCGAUCUUUGGAGAACUUCAGGAUCAACCAGCCUCAAGACCGCAUGCCACCGCCCAUCGUCAAGGCGUUUGGUAUCUUGAAGGGUGCCGCGGCAACAGUCAACAUGCAAUUCGGACUUGACCCAAAAAUUGGCAAGGCUAUCCAACAAGCCGCUGCUGAGGUAGCGUCACUCAAGCUCAUCGACCACUUCCCCCUCGUUGUCUGGCAGACUGGUUCCGGAACCCAAUCCAACAUGAACGCCAACGAAGUCAUCUCGAACAGAGCAAUUGAGAUCCUCGGUGGCAAGAUGGGUAGCAAGAAGCCUGUCCACCCCAACGACCAUGUCAACAUGAGCGCAUCCUCAAACGAUACAUUCCCUACAGUUAUGCACAUUGCGGCCGUCCUCGAGAUCGAGAACGAGCUGCUGCCGGCUAUCAAGUCUCUACGAGCCGCCCUGCAAGCUAAGGUUGAAGAGUUUGAAGCCAAGAAGAUCAUCAAGAUCGGACGAACCCAUCUGCAAGAUGCCACCCCCUUGACCCUCGCGCAGGAAUUCUCAGGAUACGUUGCGCAACUCGACUUCGGCAUCAAGCGAGUGGAAUCCUCCCUUCCAGACCUCCGUCUCCUUGCCCAAGGAGGAACUGCAGUUGGUACCGGAAUCAACACCUACAAGGGCUUCGCCGAGGCCAUUGCUGCGGAAGUCAGCAAGAUGACCGGCACCGAGUUCAAGACCGCCCCCAACAAGUUCGAAGCCCUGGCCGCGCAUGACGCCAUCGUCCAAGCAUCCGGCUCUCUGAACACCCUCGCCUCGUCCCUGUUCAAGAUCGCCCAGGACAUCAGAUACCUCGGUUCCGGUCCUCGUUGCGGACUGGGUGAACUCGCCCUGCCCGAAAACGAGCCUGGAAGCUCCAUCAUGCCCGGAAAGGUCAACCCAACUCAAUGUGAGGCUCUGACUAUGGUCUGUGCGCAGGUCAUCGGCAACCACACUGCUACAACCGUCGGUGGCAUGAACGGACAGUUCGAACUGAACGUGUUCAAGCCCCUGGUGAUCAGAAACUUGCUUCACAGCAUCCGGAUCUUGAGCGAUGGCAUGCGCAGCUUUGAGAAGAACCUGGUGGUUGGUCUCCAGGCGAACGAGGAGAAGAUCGCAAGCAUCGUUAAGGAAUCACUCAUGUUGGUUACUUGCCUCAACCCCAAGAUCGGCUACGACAUGGCCAGCAAGGUAGCCAAGAACGCGCACAAGAAGGGCCUGACCCUGAAGGAGUCGGCCAUGGAGCUGAAGGCCCUGAGCGAGGAGGACUUUGACAAGCUGGUCCGGCCGGAACUGAUGAUCGGGCCCGCGGAGUACAAGGGGAAGCAAUAG